This is a messenger RNA of Arachis duranensis, 1083 nucleotides long. RefSeq lists its product as uncharacterized. The record is from RefSeq and is a predicted model, not a curated record. The transcript has a single exon. NCBI's taxonomy places the organism in Eukaryota, Viridiplantae, Streptophyta, Magnoliopsida, Fabales, Fabaceae. Bases 1 to 1083 code for a protein of 360 amino acids.
AUGGCGGACGAGAACAGUCAUGCUCCCUCCAUCAACCAGGCGGAAAUUUUGGCAAUCAAUGAAGCCCUCAGGGCCGAGAAUAAGAAAAUGGCCGAUCUCCUAAGACAGAUGGGGCAUGAUCGAAGCAAGGGCGAACACAAAAAUACUGAGAACAGAGACAACGAUGACGAGCAUACCUCGAAAACCAAACAAGCCAUUCCCAAAACCACCAAAGCAACCACCAAAAAGAGAACCAACCCAUUUUCCAAAGAAGUCAUGAGCUUCGAAAUGCCCCAAAAUUUCACCCUGCCGUCGACUUUAAAACCUUACAAUAGAAUAGGGGAUCCAAACGUCCACGUCACGAAAUUUCAGGCCAUGAUGUUCAUGAAUAAGGAUUCCGAUCAGAUCUUAUGCCGCACUUUCCCAACCUUCCUAGACGGAGCCGCCCUGAUUUGGUUCUCCAACCUCUCUGAAGGCUACAUCUCUAAUUUCGAUGAGCUGGCAAAUCAAUUCGUCAAUCACUUCGCCGCAUCCAAAAUAUACGUCCAUGACUCUGAUUACCUAAGCACCAUUAAGCAGGGACCGAACGAGAGCCUAAAGGACUAUAUGACCAGGUUCGUUAAAGCAACCAAUGAAAUACCUAACUUAAACCCUGAGGUCCACCUCCAUGCCCUCAAAAGCGGACUCCGGCCGUGGAAAUUCCAAGAAUCCAUAGUUAUUACAAAACCAAAAACCCUAGCCGAGUUUCGCGAGAAAGCAACUACCCAGAUCGACGUGGAAGAAUUCCGAGUAUUACGUAGAGCAGAUAAACCUAUCCCAUACAAAGAUGAAGAAAGGCGAAGCAGACAAUCAAACAACAGAUCGGACACAAAAAUGUUUCGAUUAACACCCAAGUUCGACAACUACACCCCUUUCAACACAAAAAGGGAAGACAUAAUAAAAGACAUAUUACACUCAAAACUUAUCAAACCCCCUAACAGGGCAGGUACAUAUCAGGACCAACGACAUGUGGAUAGGUCAAAAUACUACGCUUUCCACCAGAAGUACGGCCACACCACGGACGAUUGUGUCAUAGCCAAAGACGUCCUCGAAAAGCUCGCAUGA